This is a messenger RNA of Homarus americanus (American lobster), 653 nucleotides long. RefSeq names its product dnaJ homolog subfamily C member 28-like. Lineage: Eukaryota; Metazoa; Arthropoda; Malacostraca; Decapoda; Nephropidae. The record is from RefSeq and is a predicted model, not a curated record.
AUAUGGCAUUGAUCGCAUAGUGGAUGAUAUGAUACAAGAGGCCAUGGCGAAGGGAGAAUUCGAUAAUCUCUCUAAUGCUGGGCAGCCUCUCAAGCAACAGAACUACAAUCCAUACGUUGAUACUGUAACACACAAGCUCAAUCAGGUUCUGAUUAACAAUGGAUAUGCUCCAGAAUGGGUGAUGCUGGAGAAAGAUAUCAGGGAAGAUCGAACGCGCCUUAAAAUGUUGUUGAGAAAAGAGCGUGAAAAGCUGGGGCCCCUGCCAAUAACUCCAGAGGAAGAGAUAAUGUGGACGGCAUCCCAGGAACGACUUCAAGAUCUUAUAAAAGAUAUGAAUAAGAAAAUUGAAAAAUAUAAUUUCAUAGUACCUUUGCUUGCUAAACAAAUGACACAUUUUCCACUACAUUUGGAGGCAACAAAGGCCCUUAAAGAAGGACUGUCUAAGGACCAGGUGCCACAAAAGGAAGAUAAAAAAGUUUCUCCUGAAAGAGGAAGAUUUUUAAAUGCAUUGAAGAUUUUUGGAAUAUUUAGAAGUUUAUAGUUUGGUGUUACAAGUAGGUACUUUCUGUAGUUACACGGUACUGUAUAAUGUUAUGAUUGUAAUACAUACUGUAACUAACUUGUGAAUAACAAAUAACACCUAACCAUCUACA